Solea solea (common sole) is the source of this 1445-nucleotide messenger RNA. RefSeq lists its product as uncharacterized. The record is from RefSeq and is a predicted model, not a curated record. Gene Ontology annotation, molecular function: oxidoreductase activity. NCBI's taxonomy places the organism in Eukaryota, Metazoa, Chordata, Actinopteri, Pleuronectiformes, Soleidae. The transcript has 7 exons. Bases 125 to 982 code for a protein of 285 amino acids.
GUUUAACACUGUGUAUGUGCAGUUAGAAGUUCUAAGCAAGCUGCAAAUCACAGCAGUGUCGUAACAAUCUCGUCGAGAUUUUAAAGAAAUUAAGUCAUUUUGAUCAUUACUGCGUAGCGACAGGAUGGCACUAUCACCAUUGACCAGCAGUUCUACUGUCCCACUGUCCUGUGGUCUGCAGAUCCCCAUUUGUGGACUAGGUACAUCACAUGAUGGUGGAUUCUCCCAUGAUGCCAUUGUGUAUGCACUCACUGAGUGUGGUGUGCGCCACAUUGACACAGCCAAAUACUAUGGUUGUGAGGAGGAACUGGGCAAAGCCAUUGAAGAAAGUGGGCUAGCACGAAGUGACCUGUGGCUCACCAACAAGCUGUGGCUAGAAGACCAUGGAUACAAAGCAGCAAAGAAGGCCUGUCUUGAUUCCUGCUCACAGAUGGGGGUGAAAUACUUUGAUCUGUACCUGAUGCACUGGCCUGGGUCACGGACACCUGGUCGCUCUAACAGAGAAAUGAGAGCAGAGACAUGGAGAGCUUUGGAAGAACUUCAUGAAGAAGGAGUGUGCCGAGCCAUUGGAGUGAGUAACUUUAUGGUGCACCACUUGGAGCAGCUAAAGGAAGACUGCAGUGUGAUUCCACAUGUUAACCAGGUGGAGUACCAUCCUUUCCAGCAGCCCAGUCACCUGAUGGAGUACUGUCAACAGGAAGGGAUCGUGUUUGAAGGAUACAGUCCUUUGGCCAAGGGUCAAGCCCUGAACAAUCCCACUGUCCUCCACAUCGCAGCAAAGCACCGACGCACAGCUGCUCAGAUCUGCAUUCGCUGGAGUAUUCAGAAUGGAAUUGUCACAAUACCAAAGUCCACCAAAAAGGAGAGGAUCCAAGAAAACCUCAAAGUGUUUGAUUUCCAGCUGGAGGACGAGGACAUGGCCAUGCUGCGGGGAUUACAUGACGGGAGACAUGUCACUUGGGAUCCAACAAAUGUGGAGUAAUGAUGUGUUGGACAGUACACCGUUUGUUUCUCCUGAUUUGGGUUUUGUCAGCAGCUGAUGAUGAGAUUACAGGACAAGUUAGUUAAGUCAAUGCUUGAUUGAUAGUUGACGGCCACACGAUCGGGGACGCUGUUCAAGGCAGAGCUUGAUUCUUUUCCCCUGUGUGUUUCCUAAAAGAUAAGGAGACGUUAAUUAAUUGCAGUGUUACAGCAUCAUAGACAUAGAUAUUAAAAAUAUAAUCUAAAUAUACAAAUGAAGAUGAAAAAUUGAACUGUACAAGUUAAAAUGUGCAUUAGGCAGGGGUAACAAACUCCAAAUGAACUCGGGGGGCCAAUGAGUGUCCAGUCUGGUCAUGUGGGGGGAAAAAAAGUGGGACAUUAUUUUUAAAAUCAACGAUAUUCAUGAUAUUUCACAGAAUUUCAAGUAAAUAACAUAUGGACAACUGUAAUAAAAGCACUUAAUA